Messenger RNA from Saccostrea echinata, 5797 nucleotides. RefSeq lists its product as uncharacterized. The transcript has 7 exons. Bases 88 to 3111 code for a protein of 1007 amino acids. Gene Ontology annotation, molecular function: NAD+ poly-ADP-ribosyltransferase activity. The record is from RefSeq and is a predicted model, not a curated record. Lineage: Eukaryota; Metazoa; Mollusca; Bivalvia; Ostreida; Ostreidae.
GCUCAUAAUACAUGUCAUGUAGGUGUAGGGAAAGAAUGGGGCAGUAUUGAUUGAUUUCCCCACAUUUCCAGGGGUUUAACUCCAAGGAUGGCGACAUCAGAGAGUUUAGCGAUCAUCAUCGCCUCAGACGAUGAGAGCGACAGUGAUGUGGAAAUACUUAGGGAAGAGAAGAACGAAGAUCUGGAUGUGAUUAUUGUCGCAGAAACAACGGUGAAGCCAGUACCAAGAUUAGGGAUGGGAACCAGUGGUAUGGAACAGGUCAAGUCUGGUCAGUCCUGCGAGGGCAUGAGGCCGGAGGUUCGAGUUGACCUGUCACUGGACGAAUGCACGAAUGAUGACAGCCUCCCUACAGUCACCACACCUCUAGAUCUGUCCUCCAAAAAAUGCUCCGGAGACGACUCUGACCUAGAUCUGGAUACCGGCAGUUCUUUCUUAACAGAGCAGACUGCUAGUACUUUAUCAGACUUCCUUAAAGAGUCAUUUCCCCCUAAUGUCAAAAUACUACCCAAGUCUGACAAUGUAUGUGUACAACCCAACUGUGAUAAUUCUGACCCUAAAACCAUGGACGAUCACAUAGACACUUAUCCCAAGAAAGUAGACCUGUAUGACAGUUCCCUUCUGCCUGGUUCAGGUCUCCCCUCUACAGAUCUGCCUGUUACGGGUCACCUCCCUGCUGUCAUUCCUCCCAACACCAGUGUCGGUGAUAUCCCGGUGUCUUUCUCUGAAAACAUUAGAAAACAUUCUGGCAAACGUGCAUCUUCAUCAAGUGAUGAAGUUUGUGCACUUAAGAAAGUGAAAAAGGAGGAAGACCUGUUUAAUAGUGAGGCAUGGAAGUCACUAGAUUUGGACUUUUUGUCCGAGUCGAGCACUACUACCUACCAACACACCAACAGUUGCGAUACCAAAAGUCCACCAGUUUCCAGUGCAACUCCAGGCAGUGCCCUGCAUGGACGGUCAUACAGUGUCUCCUCAGAAACAUUCACCAAACAUCUGCCUCCCAAAAAACAGAGCUGUUUCCGUCAGGCCAGUGACCCAGGGUUCAGUCCCGUGGCCCGUCCCCCAUCACCCCAGCCUUCAUGCAGCAGUUGGGGGUCUGAGAAGUGUACCAGCUGUAAUAUAUCCCUCCUGGGGUUCAGAAUCUCUCGAUGUAUACAGGGGCACCCGACCUGUGCCUUCUGUCUAGAGGAACAGGUCAAACUUGUCCUGACCGGCAAAACCAAGAAGUCACUUUUGUGUGUACUUGGAGGUUGUGACAGUUACUAUCCUAUGAGCGAGUUGAAGCAGUCUCUCCCCAGUAUGGUUGUUGAGAUCUUGGAGACCAAACUAGAUGAUGACUACAUCGAAUACAUAGCCAAUAUGAUAGCCAAGAAAACCUCAGAUGAUGUGGAGGACGAAGGACCAGAGGGCAGUACCAGCGAAUGGGAGGAAAAGCCAGAGGUUAAAGAGGGAGAGGAGGAAAGACCAAGAAACCCAGAGGACUGGCCACCACACUGGGAGUACAUGGAACCAAGACAGGGGCAUGUAAUGGUGGAUCUGGUGCCAGAUUCUCCAGAAUACAUAGAAGUUUGUUCCAAGUUCUACGAGACAUUACAGUUCCCUCAGGCAGAUAUCGUCAAGAUUAGUCGAAUUCAGAAUCCGAUUCUGUGGAAAUACUUCACAGUGAAGAGAACAGAGAUGAUUCACGAGAAUGACGGAUUGGCGGUGGCAGAGAAGCACCUGUUUCAUGGGACUGAUGCUACCGUCCUUAGUGCAAUCUGUAAGAAGGGAUUUGAUUGGCGGAUGUGUGGCAAAAAUGGGACAGUGUAUGGCUAUGGUUCUUAUUUUGCCACACACUCCUCCUACUCUCACCAGUACACAGAGAAAGGUGAUCGUCGCCGGCCAAACUAUAGGAGAGCCUUACAUCAGAUGGGCAUGAUCCCAUUUCAUCCCUUCACGAGCCCAGUUCGCACAGGUCCUUUCUCCUUCGGUCCAUCUCAGGUUGUGGUUUCAUCAUCCUUGUUCUCCCCUCGUCGUUUGUACACCUCAACAACGCUGUCCAAUCCCGCUCCAUCGUCCACCAAUGGGAGUGAUGAUAGUAACACCACUGCGAGUUUCUUCCCUGGAUUAACGUCAUCUAAGACAUACGUCCUGCAGUAUAACUCGGGGUCAGGGUCUGGGGACUCAGCCUCCAGCAGUUCUUCAGGUCCGGGGCAAAAUGGAGUCCAAACUCAGAGAAAUCAUUGGAACUUUGGCAGACAUAGAUUACUUGGUACAUCAUCUGGGACAAGUCAAGAUGCCAUGUCUAAUCCAAAUCCUUCUAACAGUAACACUCAGACCACAAUACAGUUUAAUAGUUCUACUGUAUUUCAGCCUGCCCCUCUGGGUAGCACUCCUCUAACUGAUCAGAAUCCAUCAUUUGGUGCUCAGAAUGUUAUGACCAAUCAGAAUUCAUCACUUAGUGCCACUCAGAAUGCAGGCAAUCAGAUGUGUUCUAACAUCUCUAUACAGGACCAGACAAUAUCACCUUCUGCUGGGGCUUCCUCCUCUGUCCAGAAUCUACCAAUCACAAUGAUGCAGGGUUCUCUAGUGAAUCAAGUUUCCUCCCAGCCUUCAAAUCCAGGCCCUUCUCAAUCUCUGAAUCUGGGACCCUCACAGUCCCUUAAUCUGGGACCUUCCCAGUCGCUGAAUCCUGGAUCCUCCCAGUCACUGAAUCCUGGACCCCCCCAGUCACUGAAUCCUGGACCCUCCCAGUCACUGAAUCCUGGACCCUCCCAACAGGAUUCUACAACAGUUCUAGGGAUCCUGGAUCAGAUUACAUUUCGUAGUGGGGGUCAGUCUAAAAGACUUCAGGCACUGCAUAACAAACUUCGGUCUUAUAAUGUUCACCAGCAAGCUGCAGAAGUGGAGGAGAAGACUCUACAUAAAAUGUUCAUGGCGAAGGUGUUAGUCGGAAGGUUUACGGGAGGAAGCAGCACGUACAGGAAGCCUCCGCCAUUAGACCCAGUCAAUGAUCCAUACGGAAAAUGUUACGAUUCCUGUGUAGACAAUAUUCAUAAUCCGAAAGUAUUCGUCAUCUUCGACAGCAGUCAAGCCUAUCCUGACUACCUCAUAGAAUACAAUUACUCCUCUUAAAUAGGACUUAAAAAUGUCUUAUAAGUAAGUUAUAAGUGACUUAAAAAUGGAACUAAGAGGUAUGUUUACGUGUUAAAUUGACCAGUACUAUGAUUGAUGACAAAUCAGAAACUGAUAGAAGUGUUUUAUAGCUGGCAUCCUGAUUAAUGAAACAAUGCAAUGAGGAAAACAAAAAAAAAUCUGUUUUGAUUGUUAGCCUCUAUUUAGUGCUUAGUGCGUUUAUAUGCAAAUCAUAGUGUUAACAAUUUUAUCUUACUGCAAAAGUGUGAGUGAUUUAUUUGUACAAAAAAUAUUGUUACUUAGCAUGCAUUUCUUUAAAAGUGAGUUGAGUGUUGUUGUGCUCAAGACUGUGGUUGUUACAGUUAUUUCCCCCUGAAUUUUGUAAAUUCAGCCUGAAGUUUUUAUUUUUGUGUGUGUAUGUGUUUAUGCUUUCCUAAGUUCAUAUGUUGUAUGUUAAUAUAUUGUACCAAAAAAUAUCUUAAGUAGAUCAGGAAAAAUUAGUGUUGUAUGUUGUUAUAAAUAAUGUUAUUUUGAAUGAGACUAUAACCUUUUGUUUUUGGAGAGUGUGUUUUAGUGCCAAUAUUGUAUCAAUAUCUGGAGUUCUGUUUUUGUUGACAAUCUUUGUCAUAUUCUGCAUACGUUUUUUCUUAUUAAUCUACCUGACAAACUUAGCUAUUUGUACAUUGUUGACCUAAUAUAUGCGUAUAAUAUAAGUAAUACGUGCUUAACUUUAGAUUAAAAGAUGUGAAACAAAUAUUUAAAAAUGAAUGAAAAACUCCCAGAAAAAAGGCAACCUCAGAGUUUGUGAAGUGUGUGUGUCUAAAUAUGAAGGGGCACCUGUUGAUUAGGAGCUGAGUGAAUGAGAGUUCAAUUGUUUUAGUGUAUGUUGAGUUAACAUUGUUGAAAAAUGAUAAGGUCCCAAUAUAUUUGUUUUUGGGAAAAUUUGUUUUUGGGAAAAAAAUGUGCUAUUAAAAAAAGAAAAAAAAUUGGUAAUAUCUUUUAAACCAGUCUUCAAACAAAAUAUAUAUUUAGAUGGAUUUGAAAUAUUAAGUAUAUGUGUGUAUUUUAGCAAUGAGUUUGUAGUUGUGACAGUCAAGUCUCCGAUACUUAGCCUACUGACAUUCAAUAUCAAGGUUACACUGUAGACACCUAUUUUUAUAAUACAUAAUAUAUAUACAUAUUGUGUCCUGCUUUUUCAUUAUCUACAGAUAACAAUCUCAUACAGUUAUCCAAUGAUCAGUGUGCUAUGGUAGAGUGUUUCUGAUUUUCCUGUUCAAAUAUAAAUUGGAAUUCUCCCCCCUUAGUUGUUAUUUUCAGAAAAAUGGAAUAUUUUUUUGAGUUGGGGCAUUUUUUGAGGUAUUUUUGAAGGGAAUACACAGAAUAAAAUUUUGAGUUUGGCUUUACAUAAUACUGAGAGUUUUUGAUGAGGCUCGUAUUAUAUUUUUUUUUUAUGAGCAUACAUGGGGUUGAAUAUUAUAUAAUGAUUGUGGAAAAAAAAUCUACAUUCCAAAUCAUUUGUGUGAUUUGCCUUUUUUUUUUUUUAUAAAUGGAAUAAUUCAGUGAUGCUUACAGAUUUUGCUUGCAUUAGUCAUAGCUUGUAGUGUUAGUUUAACUUUAUUGAGAAGUUUGUUUGUAUUGUUUUCAGUGUGUGCAAGACCUAUGUGAAAAAUUAAACAUUUCAUUUAUGAUGAAAUCAAUGUGAUGUGAUAAAAGGACUGUGAGUGUACAUAACAGUGGUUGACAUGACUUAGUGACCUAAUAAAUGAUUAAUUAAAAGUGUUUGAUUUUUAAUCAUUGUGUUAGGAUGUAGGCUAAGGGUUGAGUACAUAUUUCUUUAAUUCCAUGUGAAAGGAACCUUCACAAAAUAAAUAUUAGUAGCAUUUUAUGUUAAUCUACUUUAAUUUCAGGUUGAUUUGAUUACACGCAUUAUAACACUGUCUAAUUCUCUCUGUAUAAUUAGGCCUCCAACAUAUUUUUGUCAUUAUGAUUUUAUGUGUGCAUGUAAAGAUUUUCUUCCUGAAAGUUGUUGCAAAGAUUUUGUGACAUUUUUCAUGUAUUUCCAUUUAAUAGUUGAGUAAUGUAAGUUAGAAAAAUUUUGUUUUUGUUUAACUCCAUUAAACAACAAUUUUUUUCAGUAAAAUAUUCCAAGAAAAAGAGAUUUUUCAUCACAUGGGAGUCAGAAAUUGUGUCAUUUUUGAGAUGCGACAAAUUUUGUUAAAUAUUUCAACAAAGUAUGCGUAAAAAAACAAGUUCAGAGUUUGAUAAAAAUAGUUUUGUUCAACUUAACAAGGUGCUUAUUACUAAUGCUGCAAUAAAUUAAUAUUUAUACCUUUGAUGGGUGUUUAAGAUGGUGGUGUAUUUGACAGGUGUGUUGUGUACCUGUAGAAUUAAGAGAAUUAUGGUGUAUUUAUACACUUAAGGUUGUUUUGAUGUAUUUGUGUUUACUAACGCCGAUUUCUGCUUCUCACAUGUUGGAGCAUUCUGGACAAGAAGAAUGGGUCUUUAAUUGGAAAGAGUGAUCAACAAUUAAACAUUAAACAGUGAAUAUCUCUGAUAUUUCUGUUUUAUUUUGGAGAAUGUGCUUGUAUAUGUAUUUAGCAUUUUGUCAUUUGUUAGUUUAUCAUGAAGUAAAACAUAGCAGAUAUUUGUUUGAAGUAUAUUCAAUGAAAUAAAAAAAAAAACAUUG